AUGAGAUAUCAAACCACACUCCACACUACAAACCCUCAAAGGACAAAUCACACACAUCACACAACCAACAGCACUUAUAAUACACCACAAAACUUCACACACUGUGCUAAAGAGUCACACCUCAUUACUACACACCACACAACACAUAUACCUCAUAACACACCACAAACAACAAAUGCAUGCGAGCCAGAAAUCACAUCCAAACAGCACACACUAGGCAUUAUACACAUUAAGCACCACACACUAAACACCAUCACACUAUUCAGCUUACACAAACCACCACCACACCACAAGCACCACACAAUAACUAAUGACAAACCACAUAUCACACAACACCACAUAUCACACACAUACCAUCACUCACCAAACCAAACCAUAUGA
Molecule: messenger RNA, 381 nt
Organism: Schistocerca gregaria
Lineage: Eukaryota; Metazoa; Arthropoda; Insecta; Orthoptera; Acrididae
Exons: 1
Coding region: 1-381 (126 amino acids)
Source: RefSeq, a predicted model, not a curated record